CAUACGCCGGCCGCAUACUAAGAUCAUGGUAGUUUUAAAAACAUACGUUAAAGUGCUUUGGGGAAUACUUUUUCUUAGUACAGCAGUUAGAGCAUGCACCAGAUGUGGAACGCGGCCCAGUUUGCCAAGAAUAAUAAACGGCAAGGAGGCGUUCCCCCACUCCUGGCCAUGGAUGGCUUACAUCCAGUUUGGACCAGGAACUUCAUGUGAAAGGUCAUGUGGAGCGAGUUUGAUUAUGAACAACAUGGUUCUUACUGCGGCCCAUUGCUUACAUACACCCCACUCCUGUCGCUAUCAGCGCCAAUGGCGAGCAAACGAGAUCUGCGUGUCGCUGGGUGUCCACAGUCGGUCAAGACGAGCCACAACCGCAGCAGUGGUCGAGAGGACUGUGAGCAAGGUUUACGUCAUCAACAGUUAUAAAGCGGCCACUUUUGACAACGACGUGGCAUUAUUAAUGCUUUCUGAACCUGUAGAAUACACCAAUGAAAUAAGCCCCAUCUGUCCUGUUAGAGCAGACACGUAUGUGCCAGAUGGAACGCUGUGCAAAGUUACCGGAUGGGGCGUCACAAACUUCAAUGUUUUGAUUUUUUCUGGAACCACACAACCAAGCGACGUUUUAAUGGAAGCGUCAGUGAGAUAUUCGUCUGCGGAAGCGUGUCGUGCCAGUUCUCAGUAUCCUAGAGAUGAAAUUACGGACGACAUGCUAUGCGCUGCCGAACCCGCAACAGACGCCUGUUCAGGUGAUUCAGGCGGACCACUCAUGUGCGCGUUCACAGUCAGUGGUGAGACGCAGUGGAAACAACUGGGGAUCGUUAGUUUUGGCAAAGGGUGUGCUAGACCCUCUUAUCCCGGGGUCUACACUGACGUCCGAAAAAUGGCUAACUGGAUUGAGAGAACUGUUGCCUUUGGGGCCUGUGGAUCAAUGGAAAGACUGGACUCGAAAUAUUAUGUCAACGGUCCAAAUAUUGAGACCAAAAGCGGCAUCAGCGAGAGGGAAUGUGAAGAAGCAUGCAUAUAUAGGCCUAACGCAGAAUGUAAAGCGGCAACCUAUAGUCAACGUACGUCAUAUUGUUGGCUUCUCGCCCAACCCAGAUGGACUGGACGCCGCAGUGGUUGGGUGGCGUUUCGGAAGAGAAACGGCUGCUAAACUAUCCAGUGACAGAUAAAGCUAAGAAGUGUACACGAGUUUAUGCAGUAGCAUAACUUCUGGAUAUUCGAUUAACAACCCCAACUCCUAGGGUGGGACAGUGGGUUUAUUUUAGAGACACUGUUACUAUAACAUAUCCGCUGAAUACAUUUUCCAUGUUUAAUUUGAACUUCAAUUAUU
Messenger RNA from Lingula anatina, 1327 nucleotides. Its product is annotated as chymotrypsinogen A-like. Gene Ontology annotation, molecular function: serine-type endopeptidase activity. The record is from RefSeq and is a predicted model, not a curated record. Lineage: Eukaryota; Metazoa; Brachiopoda; Lingulata; Lingulida; Lingulidae. Gene Ontology annotation, biological process: proteolysis.